Ceratosolen solmsi marchali is the source of this 750-nucleotide messenger RNA. RefSeq lists its product as uncharacterized. Lineage: Eukaryota; Metazoa; Arthropoda; Insecta; Hymenoptera; Agaonidae. The transcript is spliced from 2 exons. The coding region runs from base 106 to 498 and encodes 130 amino acids. The record is from RefSeq and is a predicted model, not a curated record.
CAUUUACCUCUACGCAGUUACCGAGCUAGUUUACGGGCAUGUUUACGAAGGUACGAUAGCUCGCUCGGUUAUUGGCCGACACUUUUUAAAGGAUCGCUCUCGGCGAUGGUGGACAUUGCCCCGUUGAUCAAAGGUAUGCAAUCAAGUCUUAAUUACUUAGUGCAAGGAGCUAUUUUUCGCAGAAGCACAGACGUGCAAGGAUCGACCCUCCGACAGGACAUCGCGAGGAACUUGACUCACCGCUCGAUUCUCCCUUCGUUCACGAGUCCCAGGGGCUAUCGAGACGACACCUCCACCAUCCCUUCGUUAAAUCUGCAGCGGACAUACAAACCCCCACCCCCACCUCCACCCCUCUUCCAAACCCUCAUUCUACUCCAUCCAACCAAAUACUCUUUACAUCUCUCGAACGUCUCGCUACCGCGGAAGAUCGAUAUGUGUAUAAAAGGAAAAGAGAGAACGCGAGCGCGAAUUGAAAGGGGUAAGAGGAAGGGAGAAUAGAGAGGAAGCUCCCUUUCGAAAGUGUGAAGUGAGUCUUGAACGAUAUGGUAGUGGUACUAUUCGAUGCUCCUGUUUCGAUAUAUUAUGCAAGACAAAGACAAUGGUCAACCCUCUUUAUUUUACUCGACACUCUUCAUUUUUUCAUCUAGAAAGUUUGUGUAAUUCGAAGCCUUCCAUAUUAUUUAAGCUUCCACGAUGCCUUUGUAUCAUCCCAAGAUUAUGUAUUUAUAUUAAAAUUUUCGUCACUAUGGA